Molecule: messenger RNA, 1213 nt
Organism: Gastrolobium bilobum
Lineage: Eukaryota; Viridiplantae; Streptophyta; Magnoliopsida; Fabales; Fabaceae
Product: ferredoxin--NADP reductase, leaf isozyme, chloroplastic
Exons: 8
Coding region: 244-1011 (255 amino acids)
Molecular function (GO): oxidoreductase activity
Source: RefSeq, a predicted model, not a curated record
AUGACUCAAGUAGUGGUCCUCCCACGUGGGUAGUUAGGCUUACGUGGCAAUAGUUAGUUGAGACAUAUAAGUAAUGCAUGUUGUAACAGAUGUCGGGAGAUUGGAAAUAUAGAAUACACUUGUUCUUCUUACAUAUGUGGUGCUUCCUUCUGUUACAGAGAAUUACUCUGUAUCACAUACAUUGGUAGGUGUCUUCUCAACACAAAGAUCACUGGGGAUGAUGCACCUGGAGAAACUUGGCACAUGGUCUUCAGCACUGAGGGAGAGGUUCCUUACAGAGAAGGACAAUCAAUUGGGGUAAUUCCAGAUGGCAUUGACAAGAAUGGCAAGCCUCACAAGCUGAGAUUGUAUUCAAUUGCUAGCAGUGCCCUUGGUGAUUUUGGAGACUCCAAAACUGUUUCUCUUUGCGUGAAACGUCUUGUGUACACAAAUGAAAAUGGAGAACUUGUUAAGGGAGUCUGCUCGAAUUUCUUGUGCGACUUGAAGCCAGGAGCUGAAGUAAAGAUUACUGGACCUGUUGGUAAAGAAAUGCUUAUGCCAAAAGAUCCUAAUGCCACCGUCAUCAUGUUGGCAACUGGAACUGGAAUUGCCCCAUUUCGCUCAUUUCUAUGGAAAAUGUUCUUCGAGAAGCAUGAAGAUUACAAGUUCAAUGGUUUGGCAUGGCUCUUCUUGGGUGUCCCCACAAGCAGUUCACUGCUUUAUAAGGAGGAAUUUGAAAAGAUGAAGGAGAAAACACCUGACAACUUCAGGCUUGACUUUGCUGUGAGCAGAGAGCAAACAAAUGAAAAAGGAGAGAAGAUGUACAUCCAAACCCGAAUGGCUCAAUAUGCAGAAGAGCUAUGGGAAUUACUAAAGAAAGAUAACACUUAUGUCUACAUGUGUGGACUUAAAGGGAUGGAGAAGGGUAUUGAUGACAUAAUGGUGUCAUUGGCUGCUAAAGAUGGUAUCGAUUGGCUUGAGUACAAGAGGCAACUAAAGAAGGCAGAGCAAUGGAAUGUUGAAGUCUACUAAUUUCUGUUCACUUGCACAUAUAUCAAGAUCCACUGAUCAUCCAUCCCUCCUGCUUUCUGUAGAUAUAGAUUACACCCCUGUAAUUUUUCUAUGAUGAAAUUUUUUUACCUUUGCUCAGGAACAACUUUCAUUGCAACAGCCUUUGAGAAAUAAUUUUGAGGGUCAUGCAAUAUACAUGAAGCCAACUUCAUUUUGCCAAUUU